Messenger RNA from Psylliodes chrysocephalus, 3163 nucleotides. NCBI's taxonomy places the organism in Eukaryota, Metazoa, Arthropoda, Insecta, Coleoptera, Chrysomelidae. The record is from the annotation of a GenBank genome assembly.
CCUCUAACCACGCCCCGCGCAAUCGCUAUCCGGUGGAGGGGCGGAGCCUCAUCGCUGUCAGAGAGCUUUAGAGGCGUGGUCUAUUGACUGGCCGGUGAUCUGUCACUAACAGAGAAAGUAGACAGUAUCGAGCUUUACGCAGACUAAAAAGCUCGUGGUAUGUGCAUGUGCGUAGUUGACAACGUGUGUACGUGCGAACGCGACUUUUCCCAUUUCGUGUGACAGUUUUUUAAAGUUUGAAACGAGAAUUUUUUUUAGUGAAUCAAAAUGUUGGAGUUUUAUCCUAAUUUGAACUUGAAUCCAGCCAUGUUGCCGGAGCGGAAUGGGUUGAUUGGAACGGAUUGUAUUGGACGAACAGAUAAUGGACUGAUAAAAUGCGAGAAAGCCUGGUGUGAAAACAACAACCUCCAUAAUCCUUUAGAUAGUAGCCUAAUCAAAUGUGAGAAAACUUAUGAAAUCUGCGAAGGAUGUGGGCAGAAAAUUCACGAUAGGUACCUGAUGAGAGUGGCUGAUUCCAGUUGGCACGAGCAUUGUCUGUGUUGUUCGAUAUGCGGAGUUCUCUUGUCGCAUUCGUGUUAUACUCGGAAUACCAAACUUUACUGCAAAGCAGAUUAUGAUAGGAUAUUCGGAGUGAAAUGUUCCAGAUGCGGCGACAGACUUCUGCCUCACGAGAUGGUAAUGCGAGCCCAACAACACGUUUUUCACCUGCCAUGUUUCGCCUGUGUAGCCUGCGGACAACCUCUUCAGAAAGGCGAACAAUUCGUUCUGAGGGCUGGUCAACUGUUCUGUAGAGGCGAUUUUGAAAAAGAACUAUACCUCCUCCAGCAGGCCAGUUCCGGCGAUGACGAUUUAUUAGAUGAAAAUAGUAGGCCGCGCGACGGCCGACGUGGACCGAAAAGGCCGCGAACGAUUCUGACGUCAGCUCAACGCCGCCAAUUCAAGGCCUCGUUCGAGGUGAGUCCGAAGCCAUGCCGCAAGGUUCGCGAAGCCUUGGCCAAGGAGACCGGCCUCAGCGUGCGAGUGGUGCAGGUGUGGUUCCAAAACCAGCGGGCGAAGAUGAAGAAGAUCCAACGGAAGGCGAAGCAGGACGACGGGAAAUCGUCGAGCGAUAAAGAAAAAGGUGAUAAGGAUGAUAAGAUUAUUAAGCAGGAAUCUCCGAGUAGUGAACAUGGACAUUUUAUGGGUUUGGGGAAUUUGACGGGCGACAGCCAUUUUCAGUCUAGUCAACCGCUUAAUCCUAACGUUCCCUACUCGCCCGAUGACAACUACCCAGCCCACUCAGGAGAAAGUUUUUGCAGUUCCGAUAUCUCUUUAGACGACAGUACAAAUUUUGAUCAAUUAGACGAAGCAACUUCCGAUACGAUAUCGCUACAAAAUUUAGAAUUACAGUCACAUUCCCACCAUAGCGAAGGCGGUUCCACGUCUACCUCCACCUCCAUAGCCAAUCCCAUAGACAAACUUUAUCUAAUGCAGAAUUCGUACUUUAGUACGGAACAGUAGAAUAAAAAGUUUUAUAGCGUUUUAUCAAAAAAAUGGUGGAAUAGUGGAAUGAAUUUAAACCAGCUUACUUUCGAGUAACACAUUUUUAUGUAUAUUUCCAGUUGAUCCGUAAAAAUAUGCUGUUCACUAAACCAAGAACGGGAAAUUAGAAUUUUUGUCAAUUUUUUGGGGGUUUCUGGAAUGUUUAGAUACAUUUCAUAAAUGUUUAUAACCAAAUGAUUCUACAAGUUAUCGUGAUAUAAUGAUCGGCAACACUUUACAAAUGUUUUCCUAGAUAGAUACCUACGACUAUCUUUGAAAACCAGGUGGUAGGUAUAUAAAGCAAGCACACUGUUCUUUAUAAAUAGAAAAUAGCUUACCUGGAGGAAGUAGUCUAUCUCACAUAAUUUCACUUUGAAUGUUUGAAAAUUAUAUAAAAUUCGUUUCAUAUAUUCAAAACUAUCAAUAAAUGAAACGUCAAAAAGCAAUACUACCAACUUACCCAAUAAAAAUAAAACUGAAAAUAUAACUAAACUAAUACCCUCUAACAGUUAUGCAACCAGUUAUACACUGACGUGUAUUCAGUUUGAUCUACACUCUACAGCAAUUAUGUACUAAAUAUUUUAGAAUGAUGAUAUCACAACUGUCUGGAAAACAAAGAACAUGAAAGAUUUUCCUUUUAUUUGACCUUUCAUCAAUUUACAAUGUUAGAACAACUGUAAAGCUUUGUCUUUCUAAUAUCACACCAUAAUGUAUCUAGAUCUGGUAUCUAGGCAAACUUAAACGUACGACUGAUAACCUCUAGUCAUUUUUCUCGUUAUUUUAAUAUAUUUUAUAUUUGUUUAUUUUUUAUAUUUAUUUAUCUAAGUCUUUAUGAAUAGAAUAAUUGCGUAAUAUACAUUGUUUUUUUAAUGAUUGAAAAAGAAAAUGCCCUAAGCAAUAGUCAAUAUUGUCAAUUUUUAAUCAAUUACCUACCUACCGAUCCAUAUUAUUAUAAUCGCGUAUUUAUAGAAAAAUAAAUCACUAUUCAUGGAGAUCUUAAGAAUGUCGAUUAUUAUUUUUCAGAAAACUGUUUAAAAUUUGUAUAGUGGAAAAAUUAAAACUCUAAAUAGAAAUAGUACCCUGGCUGUAAUACUGCAUUUAUUUAAUAGGUUAGUUGGGUUUGUGUCGUUUUAUAAAAAUAAUAUAAAGGAGUGAUUCACAAAAAAAUGUUUCUAAGUCAGUCCGUGAUAACUAUUCACGACUUAAAUCCAAACUGACAAUUAAAAAGAAGAAUUGUACUCUCAGACAUGUGUAAAUAUCCAAGGCCUACUUUGGAAAUAUUUUUUGUGCAUCAGUUCAUAUUUUGUCUUUAUACAAUGAUUAUCUAGUUUUUCCUCUACCUUUUUGAGAGGUACCUACCUCUAAAUUUUGAAGAUUUUAUAUCUAAAGAAAAACCAAAAUCAAUGUAAAAAACUCGUUUUCUGACAAAUAAACUAAACCAAAGAUGUACGAUUACCAAUUUUAUUUUUAUUGAUUUGAAUAUUUGUAUAUAAAGAAAAUUUAUUAUGCGCGAAAGUGCGAGAUAUAUGUAUAUGAAUUUACUUAGAAUUAAAUGUAAGUGUAAAUAUAUACAACAACAUUAGUUUUUAUCUCAAAAUGAGUCGAAUUAUUAAUUGUGAUGAAAUGUUUUUGCCAAAUAUAG